Molecule: messenger RNA, 3446 nt
Organism: Notodromas monacha
Lineage: Eukaryota; Metazoa; Arthropoda; Ostracoda; Podocopida; Cyprididae
Source: the annotation of a GenBank genome assembly
AUGGGAUCAGUUCGGUGUUUGCAUCACGUGGAGAUGAUGGUUUGGAACGCGAGCAAACGUCUGGAAUUCCUCCAGUCGAAAUUCGGGUUCACACCGUUGGCGGAGUCGCGGCGCAGGAAAAAGUGGGCCGUGUCGAGCGGCAACGCCGUGUUCGUCGUCGGCGAACGGACUCCACCGACUGCCGGCGACCCCAGUGUCGACUCAGUGACAGACGCCGCCUUUUGGGUGUCCGACAUUGAAAAGGUGGUGGAGCGCGUGAGACGCAAUGGCGGCCGAGUGUUGGCCGAGCCUCGCGUCAUCGUCGAUGAGUUUGGCGUGAUGGAGCAGGCCCGAGUCAAAUCCAUUGUGGGCAACGUGGAGCACACGUUGGUGAACCCUUCCGGGUUCCGGGGCUGUUUCAUGCCCGGGUUUCGAGCUGUGGAGCCGGAACCUGGGCGCCAAAUGCGCCCGCUGGUGGAUGGCAUUGAUCAUGUGACGUUUGUUUGCGAUGCUGGAUGCGGUGCGGAAGUCGUUGGCUGGUACGAAGCUUGUUUCGGGAUGAAAAGGCUCAUGAGUAACAGGUAUUGCUUUGUUGCGCUUGCUUUUUUGUUGUUGGACGAGUUCAUGAUGCAUGGCUCUUGUAUGUCCCAGUUUGAAGCUUUGGAAGAAUAUAAUUUGACUUCCUUGCAUGAUUCAAGACAGGAUCAUCAAUUCUUGCCGUCGCAACAUCCGAGAAGAGGUUUGUUGACCGAAUCAUUUGGGAAAUCUUCGGGGUUUAGAUCAGAUGACGCAAAAGAAGGCAUUCGGAUUGAGGGCAACGUCGGACUGCGAUUGCGAGCUAUGGAGUACUGGAAGUGCGCGGAGUUGGGAAUCCAGGCUGACGUGAAACCGUCAGCUGGCGGUGACAGCGGACUACGUAUAGUCGUCGCGGAAUCUCUAUGGCCUCAGAAGGGGAACGCUCACGUUGAGGAAUUCCUUUCACAACAUUCUGGCCCUGGCAUUCAACACAUAGGACUUCGCACGCAUGACAUAUGCUGGGCUGUCCGGCAAUGUGUUGAGCGAGGCGUCCGUUUUCGACGGCCGCCCGCUUCGUAUUAUAAUCUGGAAUCGAAGCGCAAAGAAAUCGCUCGGGCAGAAAUGAACGCGGUGGACUUGGCACAGCUGGGAAUACUCAUCGAUGCAGAAGCCGAUCCCAGAAGUUGUGAUCUCGAAAGCGACAGGUUUUUGCUGCAGAUCUUCACGCAUCCUCUGUUCGACGAGGAAACCUUUUUCUUGGAAAUCAUCCAGCGGCGAGGAGCGCUGGGAUUCGGAGAAGGGAAUGUUACAGCUUUAGCCCUUUCCAUUGAUCUUGAAAAUCAGCGGAAAGUGGCGGGUGGAGAAAAGGCUGAAAAAAUUGUUACCGAGAAAGUGGUUGUGGCGAUGUCUGAUUUAUCUGACGAAAGGAUGGAAAGAGUGGAUGACGCGAAUGAAUUGUGUCCUUCGGAGAACAGCUGGCGGCAUCGCUUCAGCCGCAGUCGAACUCCCGAAAGAUCUCCGGGACCUGUAAAUUAUCCUGAUAUAAGUGGGAUGUUCGACGUUGACAGGUUCUCAUUGGAAGACAAGUGGCGACUUUUGCCGUUGGCGGUGUGGUUUCCUUUCGGCUCAGUACUUGCUCUCGUAAGGGUGUUCAUGUGCUUCCACGUUUAUCUCGCUGCGUUGAUGUUGCCGCAGCCGUCAUUUCUCAGAAGGUUCGUUUUGCGGUGGAUGUGGACUGUUAUGGGACUUGUAGUGACAGCCGACGACGAAGAAGAGAAGCCGCGUCAUACAGAGGAGUACGCGAGUUUAUUGGUUUCCAAUCAUGGAAGUCCUCUUGACACCCUCGCCGUGCACAUGGCCACUGACGCGUUUUCACCGCAUUUGUCUGGACUGCCAUUGUGGUUUCGAUACGCCUACGGAUGGUCUGACUUCGGCUGGCGAGAAAAUGACCCGAGAAGUGUGAAUGGACCACGACAUGCCGCCAUCGUGGCACGAAAAAUCAACGAAUUCGUGAGGGGAAUCAGUUCCGAAGACCCGAGAAGCUCAUCUCGGCCGCCACCUGUGCAUAUCAUGCCUGAGGGCUAUUGGACAAAUGGACGAAUCGGACUGUUGAAAUUCCAAUCGUGGUGGGUUUCCGUUUUGGGAGGGGUAUCGAGAGAAACCUCCGAAGAAUCCGGGAAUGAGGGAGUGAAUGAUAGGGUCUGUGUGAGACCCUUGGCGAUUUCUUGGUGGCGACCUUCUUUUCCUUGCCCGCUGAGAGUUACGACUAUCAAUUCGUCAUCAUGGACUGACUUGUUUUGGAUUUUCUUUUGUCCCGUGACCUUCGUGCAAAUCAGAUUUUUGCCAGCUGUUUGGCGAAACGCAGGUCAGACGAAUGCAGAGGAGUUUUCAUCCUUCGUGAGUCAGAAGAUUGCUGCGGGAUUAAGAAGCAGACAAGGUAGUGGCAGGAAACAUUCGUCCAUAGUCACAACACCUUACACGACAAAAGAUCGGGACGAAUAUCUAAAACGAAUGAUGUUCGAAUCAAUAUCGGUCUCAAAUCAAUCUCGUGGGGUUGCUGAAUCAGUGCAGUAUCCCGCUGAAAUCAUGCAAAUGGCGGAACGGGUGAAGGAAGUGAUUCCUACGGUCCCAUUACUGGUAAUCGCCUCAGAUUUGGUUCGGACGGGAGACAUUAACGAAACGAUGACGAAUUUUUUGGAAGGCCACGUCUCGUAUGCGCCGGAAAUUCCCACACCCAAGGCUACAACGGGUCCGAGAACUACCAAAAGCGAGCCUUCGAUGUCAAAAAUGAAUCCCAAGAAUUCUCCGGAUCGUCCUCUUUCAUUCCAAGAGAGAAAAGUGGUCAUGAUUGAGGAGGCGAGGCAGAAGUACAUAGCGAAGCACAUCAAGAGCGACCCGAGCCUUGCUCGCUUCCUAUGACCGAGAUAUUUUGGAUGCACAUUUUUUGGCGGCACCCAGUCCUCGCUUUUAUGUUCGUAUGAGCCCGAAGUUCUUUCAUGGUGAAAUGCUUGAUGUGAAUUUCGGUGGCGAAGAGAAAAGAAAACUAUUAGGUGUGAUGCGCAGAUGUGAAAAAAUUUCGGAAGCAUUUCUAAGAGAUGAAUACUCUUGAACAUUGUCUAACAUCCAAGCAGAAUCCGCGAGAAUCGUGGCGUUACGAACGAGUGUAGACUCUCCUAGCGAGGCUCGAGUGUGGGAAUGUGUCGACAUUUUUGACAGUUGUAAGGCGAAAUUACGAUUUUCCCCCGUCAUUUCUGAAAAAAAGUGUGUGAUACCCGAAACGUUUUAAUGGGAAAUUCCAAUGGAAUCCGUUGGGCGCGUUUCCUUACUUCUCAAACAGUGGCUGCGAUUUUUUUUCCCUUCCUUUCGUCUCGCUUGACUUUGAAGUGCGAAUUUGGGAGACAGAAACUCUCAGAGUAUGCUGGUUUUGGUGUGACAUUAAACCGAUGCACGUA